AUAUUAAACGAGAGCAGAUGAUGCCACUUGCUCAUUGGCGACGACUUCUCUUUUCACUCUCUCCUUUCUUCUCCGUCGUCUCCAUUUCGCCUCGAUCUUGUCAAGAAGGAAUAGAAAACGAGAUCGAGAUCUUUCUUUGAUAGGAUGGGUUUGAGAUGGUAAAAAUCUUAUCUUUUGGAUUUCUUGGUAUUAAAGGAGUGAUUUUUAGGUAGAAGAUCGACGGAGAACAGAGAAGCUGGCGAACAAGUGGUGGGAACGGGUAGAUGCGGCGGCUAUGGCCGGAAUGGACUCCAGAGGGGGUGGUGCUGGAGGUGGAGGAUCUUCGUCGGGGUAUCUCCACCACCUUCUUGGCCCAGCGCAACCGCCGGCCGCGUCCUCCUCCACGCAUCUCCCUCCGCACGAGGAAUCCAAGGUGUCGCCGGAGGAAAGCCCCGGGGCUGACCAAGGCGACGGAGAAGGCGACCAACCGUCUUCCUCCGCCGCUGGCUCCGGUGGCCCUCUCCGUCGGCCCCGCGGGCGCCCCCUCGGUUCAAAGAACAAACCGAGGCCGCCGAUCAUCGUGACGCAGGACAGUCCCAACGCGCUCCACUCGCACGUGCUGGAGGUGGCCGCCGGCGCGGACGUGGUGGAGUGCGUGACCGAGUACGCGCGCCGCCGCGGCCGGGGCGUCUCCGUGCUCAGCGGCAGCGGCGCCGUCGCCAACGUGGUCCUGCGCCAGCCCGGAGCAUCCCCGCCUGGGAGCUUGGUGGCGACCCUCCGGGGGCGGUUUGAGAUCCUCUCGUUGACGGGGACAGUCCUGCCGCCCCCGGCCCCGCCUGGCGCUGGCGGCCUCACCGUGUUUCUGUCGGGAGGCCAGGGGCAGGUGAUGGGAGGGAGCGUGGUGGGCCCGCUGAUGGCCGUGGGGACGGUGGUGCUGAUGGCGGCGUCGUUCUCCAAUGCGAUGUACGAGCGGCUUCCUCUGGAAGGCGAGGAGGAGGCAGCGGCGGCGGCGGAGGGGGGACAGCAACAAGGCGUCGGCGGGCUGCAGUCGCCAGGAGCCGUCACCGGCGAAGGCGGAGGCGCGACGGCCGGCGUCCCUUUCUACAAUCUGGGAGGAAGCUAUCAGCUUCAGGGCCAAGGCGACGGAUUUGACUCCGGUUGGGGCGGCGGCGGCAGCGGCGGAGGCGGCAGCAUCCGGCCACCGUUCUGAUUCCAGCAAAGAGUCCAAUCAAUUCCUAGCCACUUCCUCUCCUGCCGUGAUUCCCUCGUUUAAUUUCACAUUGGCGAUCGAUUAAUUUAUCAAUGUAUUGGAGUAGUUCAUCAUGUCAAAGAUGGCGCCUGUUUUGCAUGCAAGUGUUGAAGCUGCAACAUUGCCUUUAAUGCCGAUUGCCUGCAUUUUGAGUAGCCCAUGAGGGACAAUAACAAAGAAUCAUUAAACCUCUGCUGUUUUCUCUCCUCCUCCUCGUCCUCCUCCCCCUCCUCCGAGUUAUGGAGGAAGAGGAACGGAGGAUAGUCAAAAUCAAAGAAAGCUAAAUGGAAAAAGUGGCAGUUAUGUUUG
Molecule: messenger RNA, 1537 nt
Organism: Zingiber officinale
Lineage: Eukaryota; Viridiplantae; Streptophyta; Magnoliopsida; Zingiberales; Zingiberaceae
Product: AT-hook motif nuclear-localized protein 25-like
Exons: 1
Coding region: 275-1189 (304 amino acids)
Biological process (GO): vegetative to reproductive phase transition of meristem
Cellular component (GO): nucleus
Molecular function (GO): DNA-binding transcription factor activity; minor groove of adenine-thymine-rich DNA binding
Source: RefSeq, a predicted model, not a curated record